AUGUACAGCUAUAUGAACAUGUAUCAAUGGAUUCUGUUGAUGACUCUACAGUUCAGCUAUCCUAUCCAGGGCGUAUACAACGUGCACAGCCUUUCAAGAAUACUUGACAAUACGAAAACACAAAACAAUGGACAUGAAAUGGCCGUGUCUUCCAACUGUUCGAGUGAGGUUCGGUGUUGGUGUGGAGAAGUGGGCGACAUAGUUGUGGCGGAUUGUUCCUCGUUAAAUCUAACGGUGAUCCCGGAAUUCCAAGUCACGGUAAAUAUCAUAGAUCUCCGGUACAAUCAGUUACUUGUAAUAAACAACACAGAUCAGCUGCCGACAAACCUUCUCUACCUCGACCUAUCGAAUAAUGGACUUACUGGAUCCAUAGACUACCCCUUCAAGCACCUGGCCAACCUGACCCAUCUGGACUUCAGUUACAACGAUUUGAGAUACUUACCUGAAGUAUACCCUCCGAACAUUUUCUGUGGUUUACACUCUUUGAUAUUUCUCAACAUCAAAGGAAAUAAUAAAAGAGGAGAUUUGGUUCAGUAUCACUACCCUCGCCCUGUAGCCACUCUACUCGGAUUGACAUCACUACGCAUGGACGGACUUAGGAACGCGCGUCUCGGCGAUGUGUUGUCACCUUUGAAGAAGCUAGCAUCACUAGAUCUGUCUGGCGGAAGUGGUCAGUGCUCAAUUGACCACAUGGCGGAAGAUUUCUUUGACGGUGUUCCAUCCUCACUGAGUGAUCUUGAUCUGUCCAGUUGUGAUAUACUGUAUAUAGAAAACGGAACCUUUCAAUCCCUACCAAAUCUCGCUGUCCUAAGUCUGACCGGAAAUAAACACCUCACGUUUCACGUUCUGAGAAAUUUGACGUACGAUUUACAGUUUACAAACAUACGCACGCUCUACUUAAACCAGCUUCAUUGUACAUAUGGUAUAGGUACAUUCAUAUUUAAAGAAGACAUGAUCUUCCUGAAUAACACACGACUAAAAGAACUGCAUUUAGACUUCAACAGGAUUGAAAUGGUGGAGGACACUAUGUUGCAAUACCUUCCCGACUCCCUCGAACAGCUCACGGUCGCUGGAAACAAAUUUACAUUGGGAAGAUACUUAAUUAUGAUGUAUUUGCUGAAAUCUCUGAAAAAAAUCGAUAUCAGUUUACAAGCGGGUCAACAUGGACCUGUUAAUGAAAUGUUAGAUCAGUGUUUUGAUUGGCGAGGCCCAAAAGAAGCAAAUGAUCACUCUCACGAAUAUGGAGGACUGGAGCUCUACACUCAAGGAUAUCCCGAUGUAAAUGUCCCUGAAAACUUGGAAGUCAUUGACGGUCAUAGCAGUUCUUUCCGGGGUGCAAUAGGUCAUUUCAGCUUCAUGAAAACGAAUCGUCUCAAGUAUCUGGAUGGACACGACAACUCGCUGCACACAUGGAAAGGUCCCGUCCGUAAUCUACACCGAGUCGAGUACAUGGAUUUAUCGGAUAAUUCCUGUGAACAUGUGACUGCUAACUUCUUUGAGGACUUUCCGAGUAUGACGACUCUUAAUAUCAGCAACAAUAUCCUAGGUGAAGUUUUCAGAAAUGAUACUGCUGGAGAUUUACUUAAAAACCUUACAAAUCUGAAAACACUGAACAUAAGCUACAACAAGAUAGACCGUCUGUCUGAGGCGGUAUUCCACGGUCUCGCUGCUUUAGAACAAAUUGAUCUCAGUUUCAAUCAAAUGACUGACUGGGACGUCAUAAUUGACCAUAUGCAUCAUUUACAACUUCUAAAUUUUUCAAAUAAUCGUUUGACUGUUCUUCCGAAAUCAUUUAUGGAUGCUGUAGACCGUCUGAUUAAGAUAACUGACCUUACACUAGACUUACGGGGAAAUCCACUACGCUGCAGCUGUGCUGGACUUGAUUUCCUGAAAUGGGUAGACAGAAGAAGAGGCAAUUUCUUCAAUCUGACCACGUAUAAUUGUAGAAUCACGGAUGAAACAGAAAUGUCAUUUGUUCAUCUAGAGGACAUUAUAUCAAAACUGGACAAAGAGUGUAGUAAUUAUGUUGGUGUAAUUGUAGGGACAUCCUCGCUGAUAAUGAUCUGUGUGUCCAUUGUCAUCAGUGGUCUGUUGUACAGAUUUAGGUGGAAGAUUCGCUACCUCUACUACAUGGCGCGGAACAGAUACAAAGGGUAUGACGUAAUUAGGGACAGGUCAGGGUACGCGGAAUCACAGUAUACGUACGACGCUUUUGUGUCUUACUCGGAUUCCGAUAGGUCGUUUGUUAUACAAGAAAUAUUGGAGAACCUCGAGACCCAGCGUGGUUUACGUCUUUGUCUCCACCAGAGGGAUUUCCUCCCAGGUAACGAGAUCGCCGUCAACAUUACAAAUGCCAUUAACAACAGUCGCAAAACGGUUGCCAUCAUUACCAACAGUUAUCUCGAUUCCUAUUGGUGUAUGUUCGAGUUCAACAUGGCACGCAUGGAGAGUGUGUACACACGUGCUGAGGAGAACGUGCUGUUCUUGAUUCUGCACGAGAAAAUUUCCCGGCGACAGAUUCCAAUGGACGUGCUUGACGUCAUCGAUUCUGACUCAUACAUAGAGUACCCAGAUGACGAGGAGGGCAAUGUGGUGUUCUGGAAUAAACUCGAGGAAGCUAUAUCGAGAUAG
Molecule: messenger RNA, 2631 nt
Organism: Ylistrum balloti
Lineage: Eukaryota; Metazoa; Mollusca; Bivalvia; Pectinida; Pectinidae
Product: toll-like receptor 4
Exons: 1
Coding region: 1-2631 (876 amino acids)
Biological process (GO): toll-like receptor signaling pathway; immune response
Cellular component (GO): membrane
Molecular function (GO): protein binding; transmembrane signaling receptor activity
Source: RefSeq, a predicted model, not a curated record